ACUGGACGGCUGACUGCAUCACUAAAGAGAGAGAGAGAGAAUUGUUAUUGCAAAAUCUUGAAUAUUAAUUGUUAUUGAUUUCAUCGACGAUUCAGCAUCAAGACGAAGCCAAAUGUUACUCCGUUCAAUCCGGCUUUCCUUCAUAUACUCCUCCACCGAGUUUUCUCUCCAUUCAAGACCCAAAUCAACCUCCUUUCUUUCCCCUUCAAUCUCUGCCUCCAUAGCCAAACCCAGAUCACAAAUGGCCUCAUUUUCAUCUUCUUCCCAACCUCCAAAACUAUUGUUCCGUCAACUCUUCGAGAAGGAAUCUUCCACCUAUACUUACCUUCUCGCCGAUCACUCCCAUCCUGAUAAACCCGCUCUGUUGGUUGAUCCAGUUGACAGGACAGUUGACAGGGAUAUUUCUCUUGUUAAAGAGUUGGGUUUGAAGCUAAUUUAUGCUAUCAACACUCAUGUUCAUGCUGAUCAUGUAACUGGAACUGGUCUAAUUAAGACUAAGCUUCCUGAUGUGAAAUCGGUUAUAGCUAAAUCAAGCAAUGCGAAAGCUGAUCUUUUUGUUGAACAUGGUGACAAAAUCUAUUUUGGAAAUCUGUUUUUGGAGGUUCGUGCCACUCCUGGUCAUACUGUAGGAUGUCUUACCUAUGUUACAGGAGAUGCGCCUGAUCAACCUAAUCCGAGAAGAGCUUUUACUGGCGAUACUUUGUUAAUAAGAGGAUGUGGAAGAACAGAUUUUCAGGGUGGAAGUGCAGAGCAACUUUACAAGUCAGUUCAAUCGCAGAUAUUUACUCUCCCCAAAGACACUCUUCUGUAUCCUGCUCAUGAUUACAAAGGUUUCACUUUUACUACAGUUGAAGAAGAGAUGCUUUAUAAUCCUCGCCUCACAAAAGAUGAGGAAACAUUUAAGAACAUCAUGGCAAAUCUGAAAUUGGGAUACCCGAAGAUGAUUGAUGUUGCAGUUCCAGCAAAUAUGGUUUGCGGAUUGCAAGAUAAUGCCGAGCUCGCCUCAGUUUAGAAGACUUGAUGAAUGAAUGUUGUAACGAAAGCAGAAAAGGAAAAGGUUCUUUUAGAUUAUUUGCAAAGAGUGAGAGAUGGCGAAUAAAACAGCUCUUUGUGAUGAAAUCUUGACAGGUUGUAGAUUGUGAAAAAGCAACAAGAAUAAAUUUCUCAUAUUAUAGUUCACGUCAAUAUAUACAUGAUUUCAUGUUUUUCUUAUCA
This is a messenger RNA of Impatiens glandulifera, 1215 nucleotides long. RefSeq names its product persulfide dioxygenase ETHE1 homolog, mitochondrial. Bases 113 to 1012 code for a protein of 299 amino acids. Gene Ontology annotation, biological process: hydrogen sulfide metabolic process; glutathione metabolic process. Gene Ontology annotation, molecular function: sulfur dioxygenase activity. The transcript has 9 exons. The record is from RefSeq and is a predicted model, not a curated record. Lineage: Eukaryota; Viridiplantae; Streptophyta; Magnoliopsida; Ericales; Balsaminaceae.